Camellia sinensis is the source of this 674-nucleotide messenger RNA. Lineage: Eukaryota; Viridiplantae; Streptophyta; Magnoliopsida; Ericales; Theaceae. The record is from RefSeq and is a predicted model, not a curated record.
AUGAUUAAUAACUAUCUUGAGGGUAAAAUUCCUAUGGAGUUGGGUUCUUUGCCUAAUCUCUUGGAAUUGAAUUUUGCUAAAAAUUAUCUCUUUGGAACUAUCCCACUCUCACUUGGAAACCUUUCAACUCUUCAUAAACUUUCUCUAUCGCACAAUAAUCUAGUGGGAAACAUUCCCUCCCAACUUGCUCAGCUUUCAAACUUGGAGCAUCUUUCGUUGUCUUUUAACAAUUUGUCAGGUAUGAUAUUUGAUACUGGAUCACUUGAAGGCCCGUUCGGAUCAUUUCAAGUUUGUAAUGUACAAAUUUAUGGAGACUUUGUUGUUCAUAUCGGUUCGUUUACUGGGGAAACAAGCAAGUUCUCUGUAGGUGAUAAAGUGAUUUGUAAGGUUGACUAUGAUAGACGUAAGCUCAUUGCUCCUAACCAUACCUGUAUGCACAUGUUGAAUUUUGCGCUCAGGGAAGUACUUGGAAAUCAUGUUGACCAGAAGGGAUCCAUUGUUCUUCCUGAGAAAUUACGAUUUGAUUUCUCUCAUGGCAAGCCUGUGAAACCUGACAAGUUGAGAAAAAUUGCGUCCAUUGUGAAUGAGCAAAUCAAAGCUGAGCUGGAUGUAUUUUCAAAGGAGGCCACUCUGAUCGAUGCGAAGCGUAUAAAUGGUUUAUGAGCUGUAUUUGG